This is a messenger RNA of Saccostrea cuccullata (small rock oyster), 871 nucleotides long. RefSeq lists its product as uncharacterized. Lineage: Eukaryota; Metazoa; Mollusca; Bivalvia; Ostreida; Ostreidae. The record is from RefSeq and is a predicted model, not a curated record. Bases 1 to 405 code for a protein of 134 amino acids. The transcript has 5 exons.
AUGAGGAUGCUGAUUGUUCAAGUGCAUGUCAAUAAAAAUGAUUUAAAUUACUAUACAGAUCCUGUUGGAGAUGAAGCCCUAGUAACUGCAGCAAACAACUUGGAGAAGGAAGCAACACAGACAAUUGUAGAACUCCCUGAUAAUUUGACAGGAACAAGUGUCACAUAUGACCUGAUGAUAUCAGAAUCUGGGGCUAAGAUUAAGAAAAAAGAUGAAAAAGAGAAAGGAAGAAAGAGGAAAAAUGAAGAAAGUGUUGCUGAGCUGCAAAGACUGGUUCUGAAAGAAGAUUUGCGAAGAAUUCGAGAAGAAACAGAGCUGAUCAUACUACAGAAGGAAAAGGUUGCAUUGGAGAUUCUGAAACUUAAAUUAGAAACAUCAUCUUUGCAAACUGAAAAUGAAAUGUAAAUUAAAAGUAGUUAUUGACAAUGAAUUGUCUGAUGUUGUUAUUCAUGGGCUGGGCAGCUACUUCAUCUAAGACAUCAGCCUCAUCUCUUUGGUCCUGAGUGUCAUCACAGCCAGCAUCAUUGAUUGUCUCUCUCCUGUCCUGAGCAAUAUUGUGUAAAACAGCACACGCCACAAUUAUUUUUGCUGCACGUUCUGGUUUACACUAAAUUGAAAAGUUCAAAAUUAUAUACUUUAAUAAUGUGAAGAGUUUCAGAAACAUCUGUUAUAAUAUGACUCAAUUAAGACUGCAUGCUUCUUCUUACAUCGAAUCACAAAAAAUACAUUGUAUUUAUGAAUUGCAAAUUUAUUUUAAAAGUCUGCAUAUGAAUUUGUAAAUUAUUUAAAAUUACCUUGAUUUCUCCAUGCAAAGCCAAGAAGCGCCUUUUAAGCCAUCCAAAACUUCGCUCAAUAACUGUUCUAGUUUGUG